Molecule: messenger RNA, 198 nt
Organism: Staurois parvus
Lineage: Eukaryota; Metazoa; Chordata; Amphibia; Anura; Ranidae
Source: the annotation of a GenBank genome assembly
AUGGUGGCCAAGCAGAGGAUCCGGAUGGCUAAUGAGAAGCACAGCAAGAACAUCACGCAGAGAGGCAACGUGGCCAAGACCCUGAGGCCGCAAGAAGAAAAAUACCCUGUAGGACCUUGGCUUCUGGCACUGUUUGUGUUUGUUGUUUGUGGAUCAGGUAUGAAUACAAAGCAAGGAAUAUUGCCAUACCAUCAAUAG